AGCAUUGAGCUCUGCACGGAAAUACAGGUCUCCAGUGUAAAACAGUGGUUUGUGGUUAUAUUCUACCGAAUUUAGACGUUUUGACUUGAUUUUUUACGUGUAGAAAUGAUGGAAAGAUGAAAAUAGUUUAAUCAUAAAGUUACCUAAGAUAAUAUGGGGAGUGGUUUCUGCUUGAAAGGCAGUUGUCAGCUGGUAAAGGCAGUUGUACAGCUGCAGGGGAAAUGACCUACAACAGAGGAAGUUGGUCAAUAUGGGAAACUCCACACGCACGCGAAGCAAAACAAGAAGCUCAUCACUGCUAGUCUGGCAGCUCGUGCACUGUUUUCCUAGAGCUGUUAAAGUGGAGCUUUGGUUUUAAAACGAAAGAAAAGAUUCUUUAUUGGAGUGUAAGGCGGUUUGUUGAUUUUAAAAAAUCAUAAUAAUCGUAAUAAUAAUACUAGGUGUCUUCAGGAGCAGUGUAUAGCGCGUGAGUAUGAGCUCGAGCGUCACCUCUGAGACGUUAGUGCGGAAGCUGAGCCACUCCACUCUGCACAAACUCUCUGACUUCCUGGAUCCACAAGACGCCUGGAAAACUGUCCUGGUAAACAUACAGAAAGACACAGGAGAGCCGAGGUACACCCAGUUACACCUCAGGAGAUUUGAGAGGUUGGUGGCCCAAGGUAAAAGUCCUACAGUGGAGUUGUUGUAUGAUUGGGGUACCACAAACUGCACAGUCGGGGAACUGGUGGAUAUUCUCAUCAGACACAAGCUGCUCGCACCUGCCAGAGUACUACUGCCAGAUAUAACUCCAGCACCUGUUGCCACACAUUGGAGAGAAGUCGAGGAUCCACCCACUAAGUAUCACCGGGAGCAGACUCAGCUUUGUGCAGUAAGAUUAGAUAAAGCACAGCUGAAAGAAGAAACCCCUUACGCGUUGCCUGACAGCACCACAGGACCGGAGGAGAAUCAAGAGCCUAAUGAAGAAGGUUUCUACGCCUUCAGCUAUCGGGAGCUGACACAAAUCACAGGGAACUGGGAUGAACGGCCAGCUUCAGUGGGAGGCAGCAGACUCGGGGAGGGCGGCUUUGGAAUCGUUUUCAAGGGUCUGCACAAUAUCAAGCCUGUGGCAGUAAAGAAACUGAAUUUAGUAGAUGACCUGUCUCCUGAGGAGCUCAAGUCUCAGUUCAAUCAAGAGAUUCAAACACUAAAGAGGUUAAAACAUGUGAAUCUGGUGAAUAUGGUUGGUUAUUCCUGUGAUGGCCAGUAUCCAUGUUUAGUCUAUGCUUACAUGUCUAACGGUUCGUUAUUGGAUCGACUAGCAUGUUUGGAGGGAAGCAGUCCUUUGUCCUGGCAGCAGAGGUGUGCUAUAGCACUUGGAACAGGCAGAGGCCUUGAAUACCUUCACCACCACAACCACAUACAUCGAGAUGUGAAAAGUGGAAAUAUCUUGUUGGAUGAAUCCUUCGUUCCCAAGAUUUCAGAUUUUGGUUUAACGCGUGCAUCGGCUAAGCUCUCAUGUACGACAGUGAUUACUGAGAGAAUUGUGGGUACGACAGCUUACAUGGCACCAGAGGCCCUGAGAGGAGAGAUCACCCCAAAAUCAGACGUCUUCAGCUUUGGAGUGGUUCUGCUGGAAAUUCUGUCCGGACUCCCUCCUGUUGAUGAAAACCGGGACCCAAAACUUCUGAUGGAAAUGAAGGAUGAGAUAGAGGAUGAGGAGAUCACACUGGAGGAGUUUAUAGAUAAGAAAAUGCUGGAUUGGGAUAUGGAGUCUGUGGAAAGGAUGUACAGUGUGGCCAGCCAGUGCCUGAGUGAAAGGAAGAACAGGAGACCUCUGAUGAAGGAGGUGGUGGCUGAGCUGGAGGGAUCUUAAAUCUUAAGAAAAAUCUCACCUAGACCCAACAAGCAGAGCGAUGAGAGACUGAACUCAUUUGUACUUUAUAUUUGUUUUUGUUUUUUUUAUUGCCCUAUUAAAGAAAUUCAAACUUCUCAGUAA
Messenger RNA from Pangasianodon hypophthalmus (striped catfish), 1975 nucleotides. It is a transcript of the gene irak4, whose product is annotated as interleukin-1 receptor-associated kinase 4. NCBI's taxonomy places the organism in Eukaryota, Metazoa, Chordata, Actinopteri, Siluriformes, Pangasiidae. Gene Ontology annotation, biological process: protein phosphorylation; signal transduction. Gene Ontology annotation, molecular function: ATP binding; protein serine/threonine kinase activity; magnesium ion binding. The record is from RefSeq and is a predicted model, not a curated record. Bases 473 to 1852 code for a protein of 459 amino acids. The transcript has 11 exons.